CCAAUACUUCCCCUCCCCAUCUCAAUCAACAAAAUGUCACUUCACACAAACAUUUGGUUUUCUUUGACAACCAAACUAGCCAUAAUAUCCAUUGUGGUCAUCCUCUCCUCUUCCCUGACCACCUCACAAACAUGUAAAAGCACAUGCGGCCAGGUGCCGGUAAAAUACCCGUUUGGAACCGGCUCGGGAUGUGGCGACCCUCGGUUUCAAACCAAAGUAACUUGCAACAAUCAACAUCUCACUUUUAGUACACACACUGGAAGCUACCCGAUCACAGACAUUGACUACUCGAACCAAAUCAUCUAUAUCACCGACCCAUCGAUGUCAACUUGUGCUUGCACUCAACCUAGUAAAGGCUUUAGUCUUGAUUGGGACGCGCCAUUUAGCUUCCAUGACGAUACUGUUUUUGCUCUCCUUAACUGUGACGUCUCCUCAUCGCCAAUAUUUAAAUCAGAAGCUGGCCGUAACAGCUCAGUUUCGCCAGUUUGUGAUUCUGGGAGUGGGAGUCGAGUUUGUGCACGCUUAAACUCUUGUCAAGCAGUUAGUCGGCUUGAGAUCCCUGUUUCAACAUGUUGUGUCUAUACACCGGUGGAUCUUGGGCCAGCCUUUGAGAUGGAUUUGCAGAAGUUGAACUGUGACUCAUACUCGGGUUUGUAUGGGUUUAACGGGCAAGCAGAAAAUCCGGACACCUGGAAGUAUGGUGUCACAUUAAAGUAUAAGUUUAACUUCAACAACGAAUAUCCACCAACGUGUGCUAAUUGUGAAAAAACCAACGGAGUUUGUGGGUACAGCGGACCUUAUGAUUCAUUUGUCUGCAAUUGCCACAGUGGAAUUAACACAACAGCAGAUUGUUCGUUUGAAGCAACAUGGAAUGAUUCUUUUAGGUUUCUUCCCAACAAAGAUGGAGGUAUUUUGAUGUAUGCAGUGGGAUGGCUACUGACAUGGCUAGUAGUGUAGAUCACAAAGAUUCUGAUUUGAAUCAAGCAGUUCUUAAAAUCAUAAUCCAAAUUCAUCCUGUCUAAAGAGAAUUCGUUCUCAAAUUGUUUCUGGGUAUUAAAAAAGCAGUGAUUAAGUCAAGUGAUUGCAGUU
Erigeron canadensis is the source of this 1089-nucleotide messenger RNA. Its product is annotated as wall-associated receptor kinase-like 15. NCBI's taxonomy places the organism in Eukaryota, Viridiplantae, Streptophyta, Magnoliopsida, Asterales, Asteraceae. Gene Ontology annotation, molecular function: polysaccharide binding. The record is from RefSeq and is a predicted model, not a curated record. Bases 34 to 957 code for a protein of 307 amino acids. The transcript has 2 exons.